Messenger RNA from Penicillium mononematosum, 795 nucleotides. RefSeq lists its product as uncharacterized. The record is from RefSeq and is a predicted model, not a curated record. Lineage: Eukaryota; Fungi; Ascomycota; Eurotiomycetes; Eurotiales; Aspergillaceae. Gene Ontology annotation, molecular function: FMN binding. The transcript is spliced from 2 exons. The coding region runs from base 1 to 795 and encodes 264 amino acids.
AUGGGCACACCGUCAGAGAACCCACAGCGUGCCCCAUGGCGCGAUCUCCUUCAUUCUCAUCUCGAACAAACACCUGGGUACGAAUUCACAAUUGCAACAAUUGGCUACAAUGCCCAACAACGACCUGUACCUCGCCUGCGGACUUGUGGCUGUCGUGGUUUCUUCCCAGAACUCGAGCUUCACCCUCAGGGCCAGGAAGCCAUGGAUCAACAGGUGGAAGGCGGGGGUAAUCCGCCCGUAUUCGAAAGUGACAUGCUGACAUUUACCACCGAUGCUCGAAUGGACAAGCUUCCUCAACUGGAGUCCUCCGGUCAUGCGAUUGAGGCUGUGUUCUGGUUGAAAGAUCUCAUGACUCAAUGGCGCAUCAAGGGGACAGCAUAUGCAAUUGGCAACCCAAGUGGAGAAGAUGCAGAGGAAGAGAAGACAUCCCGAACUGAGAUAAGAAAAGCAUUGAGGGUUAAGGGGGAUAAUGACGGUGACAUUGCAAAAUGGACAUGGGAGAAGGCUGUCACAAAGUACUUUGCGAACCACUCCCCUAUCGCAAGAGGUUCAUUCCGAAACCCUCCCCCUGGACAACCUAGGUCCUCAACUCCUAGCCAACCGGAUUUCAAAUUGGGUCAAAACGUGUCGGACCUCCAUGACCCUGUUGCACGGGCAAAUUUCCGAGUAGUCGUCAUUCAGCCCGAGGAGGUUGAGCGUUUAGACCUUACUGAUCAAGAGAACGGCAAAAGAUGGAAUUGGACGUUGAUUGAUGGAAGCAAUGGAUCUUGGAAUGAAACGGAGUUGUGGCCGUGA